AUGGUACGUCCUGGUCCAGACAUCGUCUUGGUUACAUAUGCCGAUGGGGAGCCUUUCUCUUCCGCACAGCGCCUGCUCGACGGCUCGGCGGCAGCCGCGGGCGCCGUGCGCCACGUGGCGUGGGAGCCCGAGCGCUUGGCGCGGUCGGCGAGGGAGAUGUUCGGCAGCGGCAUGUGGAGCUAUGUGCAGAUGUCCAGGCCUCUCAACUCGGCGUUCACGGGCCGUUGGUGGAAGCCCUUCAUCAUCAUGCACACGCUCCACACCGUCGCGCCAGGCUCUUGGGUCGCCUAUCAGGACUGCUCGAGACACACCCGGGAACCGCUGCCUCCCGCUUCCUUGUCCGACAUCGUGGGCUGGCUGGAGGAUCGCGGCCAGAUGUCCCUGGCCGGCGCGCGAACGCGAGCAGGGGUGGCGUGGUCUUGGCGGCAGAGUUGCUUCAAGUUUGCGGCCGGAGGCUACGACGGACCCGAGACGCUCGCGGCGGACGACGAGCAGCAGUCGGCAGCGGAGUUCUGCCGCGUCGCCGGGCUCUUGGGCUUCUGCCCCGAGGAGGAGGAGGAGGCCAGCGGGCGCGCGGCCUGCUGCUCGAUGCUGGAGCGCACCGGGGGGCUUCAGUCCAGCUGGUCCUUCUGGAAGGGCGGGGCGGAGAGCGUCGCCGCCGUGAAGUUGUGGUUAGAGGCGCUCCUGGACGCAGAGGCCGCCGCGGUGCUGCCCUUCGGCGACCAAUCGGCCCUGGAGCUGGUGGCUCACCAGUUCGGGCUUCCAGCCCUGUGGAUGCCAGGGCACAUUGCCCUGGGGUUGCGUCCGCCGUUCAAGCGGCUAGACGAGCCCUUCCUGCGCCAUAUCCGCUUCGCGCACGAGAGCAUAGCCUCCGGAGCCGCCGUGCUCGCCGGGCCGAUGCAGUCCGACCCCCUCUGCUGGGGCCCAGACCGUGCUCCUUCCAGGCCGAUUGACUGGCUGCUCUCGCUGUGCCGCUGGCGGGAGCUGGGGGAGGGCGUCCUGUCGGCACGCGUGCGCAGCGCGCGGCUAUUCAACGAGGCAUCUGCCCAGCGGCAGGGCCUCGUCGUGCGGCAGGGGCACGGGCUGGAGGCUGAGGAGGGCUACGCCGGCGUCUUGGAGGCAGCCGGGCUCCCGGCAGGCAAGGUGCGCCUGAGCCCGUUCUCACUGGGGCACUGGUCCCUGCCGAGGUCUGCCAAAUUCGGGGAUCGGCUUGGAGCUGCUGGUGGAGAACGAUGGGUCUCUGCCGUGGCCCAGGCACUUGCGCUGGCGGUGCGUGGUGGGCAACUUCUUUGGACCCAUGGAGCGGGAGAUGGUCCUAGCAGGCGUCCACGCUGGCACAUCGGUCCAGCCCGCCGAGUUCGCCAGGGUACGUCUGCAGUUCAAUGUGAGCGGCGGCGAGCCCAGCCUCGCGACGCACCACCUGGUGAUGCAGCCCGCUGA
Prorocentrum cordatum is the source of this 1440-nucleotide messenger RNA. Lineage: Eukaryota; Dinophyceae; Prorocentrales; Prorocentraceae. The record is from the annotation of a GenBank genome assembly.